GGAUCGGAACCAGUACCAAAACUUCAGAAAUCGUUUUCCGUAUUACAACCGUAAUUAGUGUGCGUUAUUAACAAACAAAAGAGAAAGUAGAAUUUGUUAUGUGAACAUUCACUGGAUUUAAACAUGUGCCGACUGUCUAACAGAGAACCUUCGAACUUCCUAAUAUUAUUAAGAAAUUAUCGCCGAAGAUAAGCGACUUCUUUUAAAUGAUCCUGAUGUAAUGACUCAAAUUAAACAAAUGUCAUUGGAAUUACAAACUCUUAAACAAAAAACAUCACAACUAGAACAGGAACUUACUCAAAAGACUUCGGAAGUAAGCCAAAUGAAAGUGGAUCUCGGAUCAGCCAAACAUAAAAUAACACUGUUAGAAAACUCAAAUUCGGGAUUUGGUUCUGUUUAUACCAGAUGGGGAAGGAAGGAUUGUCCAUCAAACGGAACAGAGUUGGUUUAUACGGGAGUUACAGGUGGAGGCUUGUUUGAUAAUACUGGAUCUGCUGUAAACUACGUUUGCUUACCUCAUGACCCAGACUUCAUUCAGGGAGAUUCACCUGGUGGGAGUGCGACAUUAUAUGGCAGCGAAUAUCAAGACAAUUAUUUCGGUCAUAAUUUAUAUGACAAUGAUGUACCUUGUGCAGUUUGCAGAGCAAUUACCAAGUCAUCUGUGGUAAUGAUUCCUGGCAAAAUCAAAUGUUAUGGAGACUGGAACCGAGAAUUUUAUGGACGAUUGGCAGCAGGACACGAUGGCCAUAAAGCUGCAUCUGAAUAUGUAUGCGUUGAUCACCAAGCACAAUAUAUAGAAGGCGGUGGUGUUAGUCAUGAUGGAAAACUUUUCUAUAAGGUCGGGGCUAAAUGUGGGUCAUUGCCGUGUCCACCUUAUUAUGAUAUGGCACCGAUGGCUUGUGUUGUUUGUUCAAAGUGAUAGCAAUAUGUUUAGCAUAUACAUCUAUGAGUCUGUUUAAUAAAGAUGUUUUGGAUAUA
Molecule: messenger RNA, 978 nt
Organism: Mytilus californianus (California mussel)
Lineage: Eukaryota; Metazoa; Mollusca; Bivalvia; Mytilida; Mytilidae
Exons: 4
Coding region: 221-919 (232 amino acids)
Source: RefSeq, a predicted model, not a curated record